ACCUGACUUCAGGGGCCGUCGUAAAAGUGUCGUCUCCGGCGCGUCGGGCUGGCCACAGGUUUCCGCUCGCUGGCGGCCGGGGGUCGGGAACUGCGGGCGUUCGUUUCCCUUAAGAUGGCGGACGACGAGACGGACGGCGCCGAGAGGAUGGACGUCAGCCCCGAGCCUCCCCGGGCCCCUCAGCGGCCGACCUCGUGGUGGGAUCAACAAGUUGAUUUUUAUACUGCUUUCUUACAUCAUUUGGCACAAUUAGUGCCAGAAAUUUAUUUUGCUGAGAUGGACCCAGAUUUGGAAAAGCAAGAAGAGAAUGUACAAAUGUCAAUAUUCACUCCAUUGGAAUGGUACUUAUUUGGAGAGGAUCCGGAUAUUUGUUUAGAGAAGUUGAAGCACAGUGGAGCAUUUCAGUUGUGUGGGAAGGUUUUCAAAAGUGGAGAAACAACGUAUUCUUGUAGGGAUUGUGCAAUUGAUCCGACAUGUGUUCUCUGUAUGGACUGCUUCCAGAGUAGUGUUCAUAAAAACCAUCGUUACAAGAUGCAUACUUCUACUGGAGGAGGGUUCUGUGACUGUGGAGACACAGAAGCAUGGAAAACUGGCCCCUUUUGUGUGGAUCAUGAACCUGGAAGAGCAGGCACUACAAAAGAGACCUUGCAUUGCCCAUUGAAUGAAGAGGUAAUUGUUCAAGCCAGGAAAAUAUUCCCUUCAGUGAUAAAAUACAUUGUAGAAAUGACCAUAUGGGAAGAAGAAAAGGAACUGCCUCCUGAACUGCAGAUAAGGGAGAAAAAUGAAAGAUACUAUUGUGUCCUUUUCAAUGAUGAACACCAUUCAUAUGACCAUGUGAUAUACAGUCUGCAGAGAGCUCUGGACUGUGAGCUUGCAGAGGCCCAGCUGCAUACCACUGCUAUAGACAAAGAGGGUCGCCGGGCUGUCAAAGCAGGUGUUUAUGCUGCUUGCCAGGAAGCAAAGGAGGAUAUAAAGAGUCAUUCAGAGAACGUCUCUCAGCACCCACUCCAUGUGGAAGUGCUGCACUCCGUGGUUAUGGCUCACCAGAAAUUCGCUUUGCGCCUUGGCUCCUGGAUGAACAAAAUUAUGAGCUAUUCAAGUGACUUUAGGCAGAUCUUUUGCCAAGCCUGCCUCAUAGAAGAACCUGGCUCUGAAAACCCCUGUUUUAUAAGCAGACUAAUGCUUUGGGAUGCAAAGCUUUAUAAAGGUGCCCGUAAGAUCCUUCAUGAAUUGAUCUUCAGUAGUUUUUUUAUGGAGAUGGAAUACAAAAAACUCUUUGCUAUGGAAUUUGUGAAGUAUUAUAAACAACUGCAGAAAGAGUAUAUCAGCGAUGAUCAUGAUCGGAGCAUCUCGAUAACUGCACUGUCUGUUCAGAUGUUUACUGUCCCGACCCUGGCCCGACAUCUUAUUGAAGAACAGAAUGUUAUUUCUGUCAUUACUGAAACUCUGCUAGAAGUUUUACCUGAGUACUUGGACAGGAACAAUAAAUUCAACUUCCAGGGCUAUAGCCAGGACAAACUGGGAAGAGUAUAUGCAGUAAUAUGUGAUCUAAAAUAUAUCCUGAUUAGCAAGCCUCUAAUAUGGACAGAAAGGUUAAGAGUGCAGUUCCUUGAAGGGUUCCGGUCUUUUCUGAAGAUUCUUACCUGUAUGCAGGGCAUGGAAGAAAUCAGGAGACAAGUUGGACAACACAUUGAAGUAGACCCUGACUGGGAGGCUGCCAUUGCUAUACAGAUGCAGCUCAAGAAUAUUUUGCUCAUGUUCCAAGAGUGGUGUGCUUGUGAUGUAAGUGAAAGAUUUGGUCUUCAUGUACGUUUAAGCAGACUAGGUGCUGUUUCAAGACUGCAUGAAUUUGUGCCUUUUGAUGGCUUUCAAGUAGAGGUCCUAGUGGAGUACCCUUUGCGCUGUCUGGUGCUGGUUGCCCAGGUUGUUGCUGAGAUGUGGCGAAGAAAUGGGCUGUCUCUCAUCAGCCAGGUAUGGCACACACAGUCUGUGAAAUGUGACACUCAAUUUCUUUCACAGAUUGGAGCGUCUAUAAUGGAUCCCAACAAGUUCUUGUUACUGGUACUUCAGAGGUAUGAACUUACUGAUGCUUUUAACAAGACCAUAUCCACAAAAGACCAGGAUUUGAUUAAGCAGUAUAAUACAUUAAUAGAAGAAAUGCUUCAGGUCCUCAUCUAUAUUGUGGGAGAGCGUUAUGUACCUGGAGUGGGAAAUGUUACCAAAGAGGAAGUCGUAAUGAGAGAGAUUAUUCACUUGCUUUGCAUUGAGCCCAUGCCACACAGUGCCAUUGCCAGAAACCUACCUGAGAAUGAAAAUAACGAAACUGGCUUAGAGAAUGUCAUAAACAAAGUGGCCACAUUUAAGAAACCAGGUGUAUCAGGCCAUGGAGUGUAUGAACUGAAAGAUGAAUCACUGAAAGACUUCAAUACAUACUUUUACCAUUACUCUAAAACACAGCAUAGCAAGGCUGAACAUAUGCAGAAGAAAAGGAGAAAACAAGAAAAUAAAGAUGAAGCAUUGCCGCCGCCACCUCCUCCUGAAUUCUGUCCUGCUUUCAGCAAAGUAAUCAACCUUCUCAACUGUGAUGUUAUGAUGUACAUUCUCAGGACCAUAUUUGAGAGGGCAGUAGACACAGAUUCUAAUUUGUGGACAGAAGGGAUGCUCCAAAUGGCAUUCCACAUACUGGCACUGGGCUUGCUGGAGGAGCAGCAGCAGCUUCAGAAAGCUCCUGAAGAAGAAGUGACGUUCGAUUUCUACCAUAAGGCCUCAAGAUUGGGAAGUUCAGCCAUGAAUGCUCAGAAUAUACAAAUGCUUUUGGAAAAACUCAAAGGAAUUCCCCAAUUAGAAGGCCAGAAGGACAUGAUUACAUGGAUACUACAGAUGUUUGACACAGUGAAGCGAUUAAGAGAGAAAUCUUCUUUAGUUGUGGCUACCACUUCAGGUUUGGAGUCCAUUAAGAGUGAUGAGAUUACUCAUGAUAAAGAAAAGGCAGAACGGAAGAGAAAAGCUGAAGCUGCUAGGCUCCACCGCCAGAAGAUCAUGGCCCAGAUGUCUGCCUUACAGAAAAACUUCAUUGAAACUCACAAACUCAUGUAUGACAGUACGUCAGAAAUGUCAGGGAAGGAAGACUCCAUUAUGGAGGAAGAGAGCACUCCAGCCGUCAGUGAUCACUCUAGAAUUGCUUUGGGUCCUAAACGGGGUCCAGCUGUCACUGAAAAAGAGGUGCUGACGUGCAUCCUCUGCCAAGAAGAACAAGAGGUGAAACUAGAAAACAAUGCCAUGGUAUUAUCAGCCUGUGUCCAGAAAUCCACCGCCUUAACCCAACACAGGGGGAAGCCCAUAGACCUCGCAGGGGAAACCCUGGACCCUCUUUUCAUGGAUCCAGACCUUGCACAUGGAACUUAUACAGGAAGCUGUGGUCAUGUAAUGCAUGCAGUAUGCUGGCAGAAGUAUUUUGAAGCUGUACAGCUAAGCUCUCAGCAGCGCAUUCAUGUUGACCUGUUUGACUUGGAGAGUGGAGAGUACCUGUGCCCGCUCUGCAAGUCUCUGUGCAACACGGUCAUCCCCAUCAUUCCUGUGCAGCCUCAGAAGAUCAACAGUGAGAAUGCAGAGGCUCUUUCUCAACUUUUGACCUUGGCCCGGUGGAUACAGACAGUUCUUGCCAGAAUAUCAGGUUAUAAUAUGAAGCAUGCUAAAGGAGAGCCUCAAGCAGUUCCUGUCCUGUUUCAUCAAGGAAUGGGGGAUUCAACUUUUGAGUUUCAUUCCAUCCUGAGUUUUGGAGUUCAAUCCUCGGUGAAAUAUUCUAAUAGUAUCAAGGAAAUGGUCAUUCUCUUUGCCACAACCAUUUACAGAAUUGGACUGAAAGUGCCUCCUGAUGAACUAGAUCCACGAGUUCCCAUGAUGACCUGGAGCACAUGUGCUUUCACUAUCCAGGCAAUUGAAAACCUACUGGGAGAUGAAGGGAAACCUCUGUUUGGAGCACUUCAAAAUCGGCAGCAUAAUGGGCUGAAAGCUUUAAUGCAGUUUGCGGUUGCACAGAGGAUUACCUGUCCUCAGGUCCUGAUACAGAAACAUCUGGUUCGGCUCCUAUCAGUUGUUCUUCCUAACCUGCAAUCAGAAGAUACACCAUGCCUUCUAUCUGUAGAUCUAUUUCAUGUCUUGGUAGCUGCUGUGUUAGCAUUCCCGUCCUUGUAUUGGGAUGACACCGUUGACCUGCAGCCUUCGUCAGUUAGUUCUUCCUAUCAUCACCUUUAUCUCUUCCAUUUGAUCACCAUGGCACAUAUGCUUCAGAUACUUCUUACAGUAGACACAGGGUUCCCCCUUGCUCGAGGUGAAGAGGACAAUGAGGAGGCUCGAUGUGCAUCUGCGUUCUUUGCAGAAGUUUCACAGUACACGGAUGGCCUCAUUGGCUGUGGCAUUCCCGGCUGGUAUCUGUGGGUCUCGCUGAAGAAUGGCAUCACCCCUUAUCUUCGCUGUGCUGCAUUGUUUUUCCACUACUUACUUGGGGUGACCCCACCCGAAGAACUGUUUGCCAAUUCUGCUGAAGGAGAGUACAGUGCACUCUGUAGCUAUCUAUCUUUACCCACAAACUUAUUCCUGCUUUUCCAGGAAUAUUGGGAUACCAUAAAGCCCUUACUGCAGAGGUGGUGUGCAGAUCCUGCCUUACUUAACUCUUUGAAGCAGAAAAGUGCUGUGGUCAGGUACCCUAGAAAAAGAAAUAGUUUGAUAGAGCUUCCUGAUGACUACAGCUGUCUUCUAAAUCAAGCUUCUCAUUUUAGGUGUCCUCGGUCUGCAGAUGAUGAGCGAAAGCAUCCUGUCCUCUGUCUUUUCUGUGGGGCCAUCCUAUGUUCUCAGAACAUUUGUUGCCAAGAAAUAGUGAAUGGGGAAGAGGUUGGAGCUUGCGUUUUUCAUGCACUUCAUUGUGGUGCCGGAGUCUGCAUUUUCCUGAAAAUCCGAGAAUGCAGAGUGGUCCUGGUGGAAGGAAAAGCCAGAGGCUGUGCUUACCCAGCCCCUUACUUAGAUGAGUAUGGAGAAACAGACCCUGGGCUAAAGAGGGGAAACCCACUUCAUUUAUCUCGGGAGCGAUAUCGGAAGCUGCAUUUGGUCUGGCAGCAGCACUGCAUUAUUGAAGAGAUUGCUCGGAGCCAGGAGACUAAUCAGAUGCUGUUUGGAUUCAACUGGCAGUUACUGUGAACUCCAAGUCUGCCUCAAGACAAUCAUGAGUGACAUCAAUAAUAAAGACUGAUUUAAAAUUCCAGAGGACUUUCUGAGAAUGGGGAAGUAUUGGAGGGUCUUUUGAUCCAUGUCUAGAUUCACAUACAUUAAUAAAAUAUUCCUUAAUGGAAUAUUGCUUUCAAUUAGCAAACAUAAGCUUCAAGGAAAAAACAGGACAUAGAUUAAUCUGUUUUGUUUCCAGAACACUAAAGAAAUGCUUGUUCACCCAAGUGUCUAUUUCUGCUAAUAUUUCCAGAAAACUCAUUCCCUCUCAUAACUGUCCAUUUCAUUUCUCAUCAUCCACCUGGUAAAUGAAGCCACAUCAAGCACUUGUGGACAUUCUUACGUCUGGUUAACUUCCCUGCAUUUUCGUAUUUGGCGUUUUCCUGAGUGUAAUUCAGCUUGCAUUAGAUCUCUGACAAGAUGCUGAUCACCUGUGAUGGUCUAAAGAGGAACUGCAGAUCUAUGCAGUAUCUUUCAACUGAAAAAUGUUUUAAAGUGUAAACAAUUUUCUUAUUUAAGGAAAUAUCCUUCCUGUACCACCUAUGGCUUCCACCAGAAACAGAUCUAAGUCUGUCUAUGGGCCGAGUGUGAGCUGUUCGAGUCUGGAAAGCGUCCUUCCAGUGUAGACCUCAAGAAGAAUUCGGAGACUGUGCUCCUUAUGCAUUCCUUUUACAAAAGUCUGUUACCGUCCCCUGACUCCAGGUACCUUUGUGGAGCCACAAGUCACCCGUGCCAUUUUGAAAGGCAGGUUUCUGCAGUGAGAUCUCUUGUCUCUUGUGACCCCAUCCUAUUUGAUUCUCAGAAAACAUUUGCUAUUCUGAAGCAAACUCUUUGUAGAAUGAGAAUCAGAAAAUUGCUCCAGUGAGUGGUCAGUUAAGCUGAAUUUAGAACAGUCAUAUUUAAGCCAGUUCUGCAGCCUUCUAUGGCUUCUAAGAGACAGAGCCUAGAUUUGAUGUCUUUGUGAAACCUUUUCAUAAACUACAGUUUAUGACUGAUAUAAACAGCCAAAAAACAAGAAAACAGGCCUUGUGAUUAGGUCUGUGUCCUGUUAUCACCUGCUGUGGUUGAGCCAUCUUGCUUAUAAAUAAUACAGUUCUCUUGAGUCUGUCCAUAGACUUCUUGGUUCUUGGUUUUAACCUUUUAUAUCAAGAACUUGUGAAUUAACUGCAGAGAGAAGAUCAGUUGAUACUUCUUUUAGCUUCUGUGGUAUUGGGUAAUGUUAGCAGUUGAAGGUGUGUUGAGAGAUUGUGUCUUCUUUUGCCCUUGGCUGCCACUGCCAUGUGUGUGUGCAAGUGUAUCUCUACCAUCUCUGUUCAGUGGAGGCAGGAAAGGAAAAGACAGUUCUGCUGGGUGAUCAGUGAGGCACAUUUGGGGCUAGAUUUGUUGCCAUUAUGGGAAAGUGGAUUUUGCAGUAAGGGAUUGGUGUGAGCAGGCACCAGAAUCACAAUCACGAUUUCCUACUUGGAUAAUUACUAUUCAGAAGAAAUCAGGAACUAGAUGCAACUAUAAUGAACAGUUCACAGCAAUUAUGAGAGAUGAAGAUCAGAAAAUUCAGUAUUUGGCUUGUGCAAUUUGCCAAUAUGAUUAAGUGAUUUGAAUAUUGCCCCUUUGUUUUUUUAUAUAAUUUUUUGAAGGGAUUGUUUAGCUCUGAAAUCUGGGCUAGAACAGGCAACAGAAGAUGCUCAUUUCUGCCUUCAUUUUCUGGCCCCCAUUUGGCAAGGAUAAAGACUUUAUAUUUAGCCUUCUUAGAUUCCAUUUGUGAACCUGGAGCUAAGCUCUGGAGUUGCAGGAGGACUAGCUGGCACUGGCCAGCCAGCCUUAGCGCCAAAGAACCUGAUUCAUCACUGAGUUCUGCUUGCUGAGAGCGAAGUUUCUGCACUGGAGGUGAACGUACGUCACAGUGCUGCCCAGCCCAAGGGAUUUCUAAUGAUAUUACCAUGACAAAUGAUUUAAGUCUGCGUACGAAGUUUACUUACGCAACCAAGUCACUUUAUUUAGUGUAGUAUGUGAAAGAAUUGGUUCAGUAGGAUGGCUCCGGCUCUGUGUGUUUCUACUGGUGAGGAGCUGGCAAGGAUUUUAAUGAUACAGUAAAGAAAAACAUAUGUCUGUAUAAUUAAUUUAUUAUGUUAGUGUAUGGGCUGUGAGUUCACCUUUUAGUGGUCAUUUGUCAUUUCAUAACAACUAUGCAUUUUGGUUCACUGUGAUGAUGAUCUAUAUUUAGUGACUGCAACAUGUUUAUACCACUGAUUCAAAUUCCAUUCAUGAUGAAGUUAUACAAAUGAUGCAUAUAUUGAUAUCUUUUAUUGCAAAAAUGUAAAUUAAAAACUUGUAUAAUGUUCUUGUGCUUUUUGAAAUAAAAUAUCUUAUAUGUGUAUAUUUAAAAA
This is a messenger RNA of Peromyscus maniculatus bairdii (prairie deer mouse), 7601 nucleotides long. NCBI's taxonomy places the organism in Eukaryota, Metazoa, Chordata, Mammalia, Rodentia, Cricetidae. The record is from RefSeq and is a predicted model, not a curated record.